Sphaeramia orbicularis (orbiculate cardinalfish) is the source of this 1896-nucleotide messenger RNA. Its product is annotated as obg-like ATPase 1. Gene Ontology annotation, cellular component: cytoplasm. NCBI's taxonomy places the organism in Eukaryota, Metazoa, Chordata, Actinopteri, Kurtiformes, Apogonidae. The record is from RefSeq and is a predicted model, not a curated record. Bases 325 to 1521 code for a protein of 398 amino acids. Gene Ontology annotation, molecular function: ATP hydrolysis activity; ATP binding; GTP binding. The transcript is spliced from 11 exons.
CUGAUACAGAUUAACUACACUUUCAAUACCAUCUUCACAUCCAGCAGCUCCAUAUAAGAUUGAUCCUUCAGCAGCUCAUCAACCUGCAUCGUAGUAUUGACAGCUAAAUUUAGAAGUGCAGGUCAACUUGCCAGCUUGCAGUGUCAACUUUCAUUUCCAGGGGCUGCAUGUUCUAUUUUGAGUCCAGGGAGGGAGCCAGUUAAAGUGCAGUCGGCUGGUUACAUUUGAGGACUUUAGCUUAGCCCAUUUUCUGUCAAUGAAUAUUUUUUUGCCUCUGAGUUGUUGAGCUGUUGUGAAAGUCAACGGACACCUAAAGUUUGUGACAUGGCUCCAAAGAAGGGAAAGGGUGAAGAUGCACCAAAGCCACCGCCACUGAUCGGAAGGUUUGGCACCUCACUGAAAAUAGGAAUUGUUGGCCUUCCUAAUGUAGGGAAGUCAACCUUUUUCAAUGUGCUGACAAAGAGUCAGGCUGCAGCUGAAAAUUUCCCCUUCUGCACCAUUGACCCAAAUGAAAGCAGAGUGCCCAUUCCAGAUGAACGCUAUGAUUUCCUCUGCCAAUUCCACAAACCCGCCAGCAAAAUCCCAGCAUUCCUUAAUGUUGUAGACAUUGCUGGUCUGGUGAAAGGUGCUCACGCUGGUCAAGGCCUGGGAAAUGCCUUCCUGUCUCAUAUCAGUGCCUGUGAUGGCAUCUUCCACAUGACACGUGCAUUUGAGGAUGAGGAUAUCAUUCAUGUUGAGGGGACAGUGGACCCGGUGAGGGAUAUGGAGAUCAUCCAUGAGGAGCUGAGGAUGAAGGAUGAGGAGAUGAUCAGCCCUAUUAUUGACAAGCUGGAGAAGACGGCCAUUAGAGGCGGUGACAAGAAACUCAAACCAGAAUACGACAUUAUGUGCAAAAUCAAGAGCUGGGUGGUGGAUGAAAAGAAACAUGUCCGUUACUAUCACGACUGGAACGAUAAGGAGAUCGAAGUGUUGAACAAAUACUUGUUUUUGACAUCUAAACCAAUGAUUUACCUCGUUAACCUCUCGGAGAAGGACUACAUCAGGAGAAAGAACAAAUGGUUGAUGAAAAUCAAGGAGUGGGUGGACAGUCACGACCCCGGGGCCCUGGUCAUCCCCUUCAGCGGCGGUCUGGAGGGCCAGCUACAGGACAAGAGUGAAGAGGAGAGGGAGAAGUACUGCACAGAGCACAAGACGCAGAGCGCCCUAAGCAAGAUCAUCAAGACAGGCUACGCAGCUCUGCAGCUGGAGUACUUCUUCACUGCUGGACCAGAUGAGGUCCGUGCAUGGACCAUUCGGAAAGGAACUAAGGCUCCACAGGCUGCAGGGAAGAUCCACACAGACUUUGAGAAGGGCUUCAUUAUGGCGGAAGUAAUGAAAUUCCAGGAUUUUAAAGAGGAAGGCAGUGAGAGCGCUGUCAAGGCAGCAGGAAAAUACAGACAACAGGGAAGAAACUACAUCGUUGAGGAUGGAGACAUCAUAUUUUUCAAAUUUAACGCACCAAAUGCACCAAAGAAAAAGUGACUCAAGAACAGUCUAAUUGUUCACACAAAUGUCCGUAACCAUUUUUUCUUUUCUUUCUUUUCUUUUUUCCCUCCAUCUGAUACCUUUUUCCACAUUCUCACUUUUUGUUUUCCUGCAGGAUAAAAUCUCCCCUCUGUGCCAAGGCUCAGGUUCAGUAAACUCUGACAGCUUUGCUAUUUAAGAUCAGGAUCAGCCCCCCACUCCAAAUUGUAGCAGCAUUUGAAGAAGCAUAUUACUCUCCAGAUACUUCAUUAAUCUCCAUCACGGGUGCCAGCACUGACACAGCUGACAGCGGGGACAAUGCCACCUGCUCCUCUCCCCCUUCUGCAGAUAAUGCAUGUUUUACAGUAGCCCAGAUGUCUACACUCAAUAAAA